Molecule: messenger RNA, 2095 nt
Organism: Ostrinia furnacalis (Asian corn borer)
Lineage: Eukaryota; Metazoa; Arthropoda; Insecta; Lepidoptera; Crambidae
Gene: ras
Product: Inosine-5'-monophosphate dehydrogenase ras
Exons: 1
Coding region: 286-1824 (512 amino acids)
Biological process (GO): GTP biosynthetic process
Cellular component (GO): cytoplasm
Molecular function (GO): IMP dehydrogenase activity
Source: RefSeq, a predicted model, not a curated record
UUCAUGUCUGUCUGUCUGUCACUCGUUUUCGAACAAGAGAGAAGCCGGUACCCCCGUGCUUCUCCUUGUUAAAUUUUUGAAAAAGUAUAUUUUAGAGAAUCUACCGUACUAACAAUCAAUAAUUACAAUUUAAGUCAAAUAAAAUAUUUGGACUAGUUUACACUUCUUCAAACGCCGCUUCGAAGAACCUGCCCACCACGUGUACUUACAUCGUGUUUUCUGUGAAUCUACUAUUUCAUUUGUACCAAAGAGAAGUAUCAUAUUCCACGUGUGCCACUUAUCAAGAUGUCGGUGAAAGCGGAAGGGGACCUCCGUGACGGACUGUCAGCUGCCGAGAUAUUUGCUAACAGUGAAGGACUGACAUACAAUGACUUUCUACUGCUACCUGGAUACAUCGACUUCACCGCCGAGGAGGUGGACCUAACCUCGCCUCUCACUAAGAAAAUUAACCUGAAAGCUCCUUUGGUGUCGACGCCCAUGGACACGGUCACCGAAGCUGACAUGGCGAUCGCCAUGGCUCUCUGCGGCGGCAUCGGCAUCAUACACCACAACUGCACCGCUGAAUACCAAGCCAACGAAGUUCACAAAGUGAAGAAAUACAAACACGGCUUCAUCAGAGACCCCAUCUGCAUGGGCCCCAACAACACAGUGGCUGAUGUGAUUGAAUCCAAGAAAAAGAAUGGAUUUACAGGUUAUCCUAUCACAGAGAACGGAAAAUUGGGUGGGCGCCUCAUAGGCAUAGUCACCUCAAGAGAUAUAGAUUUCAGGGAGGGAGAUCCACAUCUCAGCCUGAAGGAAGUGAUGACGCCCAUUGAUGAAAUGAUCACUGCUCAAUCCGGUGUAACUCUUCAAGAUGCCAAUUAUAUUUUAGAGAAAAGCAAGAAAGGUAAGCUCCCCAUUAUUAAUGGAGCUGGUGAACUUGUCGCGCUCAUAGCCAGAACCGAUUUGAAGAAAGCCAGAAGCUACCCAAAUGCUUCAAAGGACUCCAACAAACAACUGCUAGUGGGUGCUGCCAUCGGCACCCGGGAUGCCGACCGUGAACGUCUCAAGCUCCUUGUCAGUAAUGGUGUGGAUGUGAUAGUUCUGGACUCUUCCCAAGGAAAUUCCAUAUAUCAGAUAGAAAUGAUCAAAUUCAUUAAAUCCACUUACCCAGACAUACAAGUGAUAGGAGGAAAUGUUGUGACCAGAAUGCAAGCCAAGAAUCUGAUUGACGCAGGAGUGGAUGCGCUGAGAGUCGGUAUGGGUAGUGGCUCCAUCUGUAUAACCCAGGAGGUGAUGGCAUGUGGCUGCCCACAAGCCACAGCUGUGUAUCAAGUUUCCUCAUAUGCUCGCCAGUUCAACGUCCCCGUGAUAGCUGAUGGAGGCAUUCAAUCCGUUGGCCACAUAGUGAAGUCCCUUGCUCUAGGAGCCUCCACAGUAAUGAUGGGAUCCCUUCUGGCAGGAACCUCAGAGGCCCCAGGAGAAUAUUUCUUCUCUGAUGGUGUGAGACUUAAGAAAUACAGAGGCAUGGGAAGCUUGGAGGCCAUGGAAAACAAAGAGGGUAAAGGAGCAGCCAUGAGCCGUUACUUCCACAAGGAAACUGAUAAACACAGAGUAGCCCAAGGAGUGAGUGGCAGUAUUGUUGACAAAGGAUCGGUGCUACGGUUCCUCCCAUACCUGCAAGCAGGUUUGCAACACAGCUGCCAAGACAUUGGAGCCAAGUCUGUGGCCACAAUACGUGAAAUGAGCUAUUCUGGAGAUCUAAGAUUCAUGAAGCGAACAUACUCUGCCCAACUGGAAGGAAAUGUUCAUGGAUUGUUUUCUUAUGAGAAAAGAUUAUUUUAGAUAAAUCAAACACUAAAACGUGAUAAUGAGUACUUUCAAAAGUGAAAAUUCAUUGUAUAUGUGAUGAAAGUAUCCAUUUAUUUUUCAAUGGAAAUGUUAUUUUGUAUUUGUAUAUUAAGAGUAAUUGUUGCUUUAAGAUUUAAGAUGAAAUUUAUCCACUGGAGCAUUUACUCCUCUCAUGUUGUCACUUAUUUUAUUCUUUGGCAUUUAUUUAUAAUCUUUGUGACAAAGGACCAGAGAUAUCUAUUCUUUAUUAAAGUGUGUACUAUAA